Molecule: messenger RNA, 1484 nt
Organism: Corticium candelabrum
Lineage: Eukaryota; Metazoa; Porifera; Homoscleromorpha; Homosclerophorida; Plakinidae
Exons: 3
Coding region: 102-1331 (409 amino acids)
Biological process (GO): DNA repair
Molecular function (GO): double-stranded DNA binding; ATP-dependent polydeoxyribonucleotide 5'-hydroxyl-kinase activity; polynucleotide 3'-phosphatase activity
Source: RefSeq, a predicted model, not a curated record
UGUCUAUCGGUAGGACGUGCAGCUACAAACUAUUGCGACAGAUUUUUGACAUCGUCCACAACUAAAGAAAUAAUCACGUGAUUAAUCACGUGACAACAAGCAUGUCCAAACGUUCUUCUUCCCGUGUGGCGUCGUCUGCAGCCAAAAGGACAAAGGAAGAAGAGGAGAAACGUUUGAAAUUUGAUUUAAGCUGGAAUUAUGUCGGAGACGGGUCUCCUGCAGCCUUGAUUUUCUUGGACGGACCUUCUGCUGCAGCAAAUGCCAAAAAGGUUGCAGCUUUUGACUUGGACUCUACGGUCAUUAAGACUGCCAGCGGAAAGAAGUUUCCUACCAGUACAAGCGACUGGCAAUUCUUCGACGAUUGUGUUCCUACAAAGUUACGUUCUCUUCACAAGCAAGACACAAGAAUCGUUAUCUUCACUAACCAAUCAGAAAUCGAGAAAAAGAAAGUAACAGUCAACGACCUUUGUCAAAAAUUUGAAAGCAUCAUUAAUGAACUCGACAUUCCCGUCCAACUGUUUAUGUCCACAGGAUACAAUCAAUACCGCAAACCCAGCACAGCCAUGUGGGAUUAUUUCGUAUCUCAUUGUUGUCCCAACGUCUCGAUUGACGUCUCAAACUCGUUUUUUGUGGGAGACGCAGCUGGAAGGCCAAAGAAUUGGAAGCCAGGCGUCUCAAAGGAUUUCUCAGCUUCAGAUCGAAUGUUUGCUGCAAAUAUUGGACUGCAGUAUUACACGCCUGAAGAGUUCUUUCUUGGAGAGAGUAAAGUUACGGACUUCGAAUGGAGACGUCCUCAACCGUCCACAUUCAUGCAGAAACACAGCGAAACUAUGAAAGACUUUCAGCGUCAGACUCAGGAAAUGGUGUUGCUCAUCGGUCGUCCUGCCUCUGGAAAGUCAACAUUCUCACGUCGUCAUUUACAGCCACAUGGAUACAUUAAUAUCAGUCGUGAUACCCUCACUACCCAAUCAAAGUGUUUACAAGCUGUUGAUGAGGCACUUAAAAACGGAAAGAGCGUCGUAGUUGAUAACACCAACCCUUCCCAGUCAGCAAGAUCUGAAUACAUAAAGAUUGCCAAGAAGUCGAAAAUCCCCGUUCGAUGUUUGGUGUUCACAACUGGUCGUGAGUUGUCAGACCAUCUCAACUACUAUCGUAUGUACCAGACGGAAGGCAAGGAGAGAAGGAUACCAGACGUUGCGUUUCGAGUUUACGAGAAAUAUUACAAGGAGCCUGAGUUAACUGAAGGAAUAACGAAGAUAGAACACGUCAAUUUCAUUCCUCAGUUUGACAGCAAGAGAGACGAGGAUUUAUUCAAGAAGUGGGCAAUGUAGAUCGCAGGCAUACUCGUCACACAUUCCCACUGCUCGUCUCUAACUGGUAUAUACCAUAUGCCUCGUGCAAACUGGAAACUCAGUUACAAAGCAUUUUAGCUUGCUCUUUGAGUAUAUAAGUUAUUAGCUACGAAUACAACGAAUUCAGUUUCA